Acanthocheilonema viteae is the source of this 741-nucleotide messenger RNA. The record is from the annotation of a GenBank genome assembly. Lineage: Eukaryota; Metazoa; Nematoda; Chromadorea; Rhabditida; Onchocercidae.
AUGGACCCGUUGGAUGACGGGGAAAAUAUUCGACACCUGAAAUGCGUCUUAGUUGGUGACGCUGCGGUCGGGAAAACAUCGCUUAUUGUUUCCUACACCACAAAUGGUUACCCAAAACAAUACAUUCCAACAGCAUUUGAUAAUUAUUCUGUAUUGGUAAGGGUGGAUAAUCAACCAAUACGUCUACAACUUUGUGAUACUGCUGGAAAGGCCGGAUUCGAUUCUUUGCGACCAUUUACCUAUCCGGAUACAGAUGUGUUUCUGUUAUGCUUCAAUGUCAUGCUGCCCAGUACUCUUCGUUCAAUUACCGAUCACUGGAUACCGGAAAUCAAUAAAACGAUGCCUAAUGCACCUGUAAUCCUCGUUGGUACUCAGUCAGAUUUGAGAGCAAAUGUCAGUUUGGUGAUUGAUUUAUGCAAAAAUGGUGAACAACCGGUUAGUGAAUCAAAAGCGCGAAUGUUAAGCGAAGAUUUAUGUACCGAUUAUUUGGAGUGUUCCGCCCUAACACAACAAAACCUUAAAGAAGUUUUCGACGCAGCGAUAUUGACAGCAUUACGCAGUAAAUCAUCCAAUACUACCACUUCGUAUGCUACGAAAAUUACCAAUAUGAUACGUUUAACACGUGAACCACGCGGUAUUUUCUCCAAUGGUAAUAAUAGUAAUGAAAAAGACGAGAAAAAAUCAAGCCGAAUUAGGCAAGGCUUCAAAAGGUUUGUUACGUUAACAAAAAGGCUUCUCUAA